CCCCCCCCCCCCCCCCCCGAAAAUGGCACGGCUGGCCGAUUACUUUGUAAUUGUGGGAUACGAUCACGAGAAAGAACGAACCGGUAUAAGAAAUGGCAAGAUCAUUCAGCGCUUCCCAGAGAAAGACUGGCCGGAUACACCGUUUAUCGCUGGCAUCGAAUGGUUCUGUCAACCGCAAGGCUGGUCACUAUCCACGGUUCGCCAGGAACCACAAUUCUUCGUAUCGGUCCUGACGGAUAUCGACGCUAAUCGGCACUACUGCGCGUGUCUAUGCUUCAACGAGACAAUCGCCAUCACGCCCAGUAAACCCAUCGACGAGGAGGAAGAGGACGAUAACCUUUCCGCAGCCAGUCGGGCUUUGCUGGCGAACAGCAGUGGCCCUCCGUCAAUCACCCACCACAGUAUCAUGUACGCACCAAAAUGUUUGGUGAUCGUGUCCCGAUUGGAUUACAUUGAAACCUUUCGGAACUGCCUGGGUACGAUAUACACAGUGUACCUGGAGAGCUUGAAAUUUCACCUGCACCAUCUGAUCGGGAGUAUAUUGGGUUGUAUUCAGGUACCACCACCGGGUGGACCACAGGUUCGCUUUUCAAUCGGUGCAGGUGAUAAACAGCUCCUGCAGCCACCCCUGUCACACACACUUCCGGUAACGGGGUCCUGCGUUAGUUUGCUGUUCCAGCAGCUGGGCACGAAAAACGUGAUGCUUCUGUUCUGCGCUGUGAUGACUGAGCACAAAAUUCUCUUCCACUCGACCAGCUACUCUCGCCUAACGGACAGCUGCCGAGCGUUGACGGCCCUGAUGUAUCCAUUCCGCUACAGUCACGUGUACAUUCCGAUCCUACCGGCGUCGCUGGUAGAAGUAUUAUCUACACCGACACCGUUCAUCAUGGGUAUUCACAGUGCGAUGCAGUCGGAGGUGACCGAAGUGCUCGACGUGAUCAUUGCCGAUCUGGACGGAGGUUCGAUUCAUAUUCCAGAAUCGCUGGUACCACCGGUAGCUAAACUUCCCCGUGCACUGUGGGAAGCGACUGAAAAUGCGCUGCGGUUGGUACUGCAUCCGGAGUUGGCGCUGGCGGAUUUGGCAUUUCCGCCGAAUAACAACAACAACAAUAACGGAGCGUACGGGUUUCGGGAGCAGAAAACUGACGGCAUGUUGGAUAAGGAAAUUCGGGCUGUGUUUAUGCGAUUGUUUGCACAGUUGUUGCAGGGCUAUCGGUCGUGUUUGACACUGAUCAGGAUCAAUCCGAAGCCGAUUAUUCAGUUUCAUCGGGCGGGGUUUCUGGGUGCACGAGAUCUGGUGGAUUGUGAUUUUUUGUCGCGUGUUUUGGAUAGCAUGUUUUUUACGGGUUUCGUGACAGAGAGAGGUCCUCCGUGGAGGCCGUGUGAUGCGUGGGAUGAACUGUACAGUUCGAUGAAUGAUUUGCUCAAGCAGGAAGCUCAAGAUCCAAAUCUUAUAUUGGUGCACAUUCAGGAGUUAGCCAAGCAGUUGUUUAUUAAUGAGAAUCCUAACCCGCAGCCGUAUCAGCAGAAGAUUCUACGACCACCGGAAGGAGCGUUUGCUAGGAUACAUCAACCAUCGAUGCCGUUAAUCGAUUCUCAGGAGGUUCAGAAUGUGAUCAAUGAUGGUUUAGCGGCAAACGAUCUCCAGGCAAGGUUACAAACGAUUCGGCCAACACCGCGGAUAGUUCCGAUGGGUCCGUAUCUUAAGCCGGUGCCAGAGCUACGACCGAUCGUGAAUAAUAGUGCAAGGAAGUUGGAGGUUCUGAAAACUUGCAUAAGUUGUAUAUUCGAGAAUAAGAUCACCGAAGCCAGGAAGAGUUUUCCUGCUGUACUUCGAAUAUUGAAGCAACGGGAUGCGAGGUUGACUAUGUGCAGAGAAUUAGCCAAGAUAGCUCACGGGAAUAAACAGCUGGAUCAUCAGCAGUUUGAUCUGGUAGUUAAACUAAUGAACCGAGCACUGCAGGACGAUUCCUCUAAGGAUGAAUACGGUGUGGCGGCAGCGCUACUACCUCUUUCGACUACCUUCUGCCGAAAAUUGUGCACCGGUGUGAUACAGUUUGCUUACACUUGCAUACAGGAUCAUCCGGUUUGGAAGAACCAACAGUUUUGGGAGGACGCCUUCUACCACGAUGUUCAAAACUUUAUCAAAGAACUGUACCUUCCCCGGAACAAUCCCGACAAACCGUACAGCAGUUGGUCUACGGACAAUGGUUUGACUCAUUCUGCCUCCCGUGAUAAAAUGGACCGAGCGACAUUGCUUUCGCGAGUUCAGGAACCUUCGGCACUGGAGAUCGCUGCCGAUCAGAUGCGGAUAUGGCCAUCGGUAGACGCCGAAAAGCAAUUGGAGCUUAUCAGCUCCGAGGAGAAGACUUUGUACAGUCAAGCGAUCCACUACGCAAACCGGAUGGUGUUUCUAUUGAUUCCGCAGGACGUGAACACCGGAGGGAAGGUUCAGAAAAUUGAUUCCCAUGCGGAUGACGAUGCCAGCGUUUCGAAUAGUGUGAUCGAGUCGCACAGUCACAGCGAUCAUAGUGAUGAAGGUUUCGAGGAUAACGAUCCAGGGGAGGUGGGAACACAGGUGGCUAAAAUGGUGUGUAAAUUUAUCGAUCGAGUGUGCAAUGAGGGUAACGUUACCGCCGAACAUCUGAGAAACCUCCACCAGAUGGUUCCGGGCGUGAUUCAGAUGCACAUUGAAACGCUGGAAGCGGUAAAUCGGGAAGCGAAACGAAUUCCUCCCAUUCAGAAACCCAAGCUGCAGUAUCCUUCGUUGCUGCUGGGGGAGGAAAUUAUUGGCGAACCUAUGCGAGUCUAUCUGCUGGCCGAUGGUCGCGAAGAGAAGGAAGUGGGCAAUUCAAAUCUGUUACCGGCCGAAGGUGCCCUGUUCUUGACCAACUACCGCAUCGUGUUCAAGGGAUGGCCCUGCGAUCCGUACUGCUGUGAGCAGAGUAUCGUUCGAGCCUUCCCGAUAUCAUCGCUAACCAAAGAGAAACGUCUGACGGUGAUCUACCUGCAACAUCUGGAGCAGGUGCUUCAGGAGGGUAUGCAGCUACGUUCUUGUACAUUCCAACUGAUCAAGGUUGCCUUCGACGAGGAAGUGGUUCAGGAAUCGAUCGAAGCUUUUCGCAAGACUGUACACAGGGUUCGCCAUCCGGAGGAUGAGUUUGGUCAUUUUGCUUUCGCUACGACCCACGGAAUGGCAAACCCUACGCCGCUGCAUAAAGUGAAAGAAAAAAAUGCUACCUUGAAAGAUUUUGCCAAGAAGACGCUACUGCGAACGGCAAAGAAGGCCGGAUUUAAGCAGAAAGGAGCAACUAAGCGGAAAUAUAUUCUGCCAGGGGCAGAUUUCGAGGAGACGUAUGGAAGCAGUGCGACAGGGAUCAACGAGAAUCCAGAGGAUGAAGAUGGUUCCGACGACGGAGCCGAUACGAUGCCUCGAAUUACGGUCAAAGACGUGGAGAGGCUCAAGGAACGAAGCUAUGUGAAAGAUUGGUUCAGGGUAGGGUUAGGUGAUGUACAAACCGGAUACCGGAUAAGCUCGAUCAACUGUAAUUAUAGUUUAUGUAGAACAUAUCCAGCCAUGUUGGUGUGCCCUAAGGACGUCAGUGACGAUGCUCUGCGGAAUCUUUCCCGAUGCUACAAACACCAUCGGAUACCUACGGCCACUUGGAGGCAUAAAAAUGGAGCUACUCUGCUGCGAGGUGCUAUCCCCCUGGCAAAAGGAGUGAUGGGAAUGCUCAAAGGACAUCCAGGAUCGUCGAACACUUCGGCUGACUCUGCCAGCUUUCAAGAGCAAGAUCGCUACUUUGUAUCUGUCAUCAAAACCACACCUCACACUCGCCCGAUUCGACACACUUGGGGUUUGUCCGAUUCGAACAUUUCUCUGGAUUCGCUGACGCUGGCGGCCAACAAUUUGAUGACCCGAUCCGAUAUGUCAACGCUCACCCCCGAUAUCAGCCGCAAGAACAACGUCGGACUAUACUCGAUGAACAAUUCUUCCUUCUCCAGCUUUGGAGCCCUUCGCUCGAAUGCUAAAAACAACAAGUGGGGCUCCCUCAAACCCAGCGGUACCAAUAGUACCGCCGCCCUUCGGGACGUCCGUGACCACUGGGAUCAGUCAUCGCAGCAAUACACUUUUCAACGUGUGCCAUUAUACUUCCUCGGCGAAAAGUCGCAGUCUAAGUCAGCGAAGCUGUCGGAAAUGUACGCUGAGUUCAUCCCCGUAGACUACACGGACGUCCGACAUUCGCGAACCGCUUUCAAAAAGCUAAUGCGAUCAUGUUUACCAUCCUGUGUGAACACUGAACCGGAUCAAACCUUCUCCCGCCUAGUGGAAGGAUCCGAGUGGCUUCAGCAGAUCCGUGGUCUGCUGCAACUAUCCGGUGCCGUCGUUGAUCUGAUGGACCUUCAGGAAUCUAGCGUCACGCUAGCCCUCGAAGACGGUUGGGACGUGACAGCUCAAAUAUCAUCCCUCGCUCAGCUUUGUCUCGAUCCGUACUACAGAACCAUUGCCGGAUUCCGUGUUCUCAUCGAGAAGGAAUGGCUCGCAUUUGGUCACCGAUUCGGACACCGCAGCAAUCUCAAACCGAACAGCAGCUCCGGUUCCCCAUUUGCUCCGACAUUCCUACAGUUCCUGGACGCAGUUCACCAAAUACAAUCUCAGUUUCCGCUUGCCUUCGAAUUCAACGAGUUCUAUCUUCGCUUUCUGGCAUACCACCAUGUAAGCUGUCGCUUCCGAACGUUUCUGUUUGAUUGUGAGCUGGAACGCGUAGACUUUGGCAUUACGGCCAUUGAUGACAAGCGCGGUUCACUCAAUUCGCACCACAAACACGUAGUGGAAACGUUGACCGUUUCCGACGACGAUAACAUCUAUCCUGGAGGGGUUGGAGGAGGUGGCGGUCGGGGUAACCAUGCGUCUAACACGCAAAAGUUCGGUCCUUCGUUGUUCGAUUACAUCGAACGGCAGCACGCAAAGAAUCCCAUCUUCUACAAUUUCAUGUUCACGCCUGAUCCGGACCGACAGGUGCUACGGCCGCAGAGUUCCAUUUCCGUGCUGGAAGUGUGGUCAUACUAUCUGGACGAAGAGUUAGCGCAAGGUCCACCAUACGAUCCGGAGCUAGUCAGCAGUGAUAGUUUGGAAGAGGACAGCGAUUACGUUAGCAGUGGAAGUUCGACCGUGCGGCAUCCAAAGCGCAAAGUAGUUUCCGUUGGCUAUGACAGCCUGAACAAGUAUGAUGCUGAUGCGUUUUCUAGGCUUCUUGAAGAGUUAAAGAAUGCCGAAGCCGAACGGGGGUUGCUGCCGCAAAAGUGGCGGCAGGUGUGGGAUAAACUAGAACUGCCGCAUUCCGACUCGCUUACUAGACAUGCAUCGUUUAGCAGUGCUCUGGUUAGGUCGCAUGGCCGAUUACUGCAUAAAAGAUCUACUCUGGAAAUUAUUAUGCGUGGCCGUCAGGUUGGUUAUCAUCAGGAGAAUUUCCUUCAUCCACAUCGUUUCGAGAAGCAUGCCUACUCGGCUCCGAUCAACUGCAAUCACUGCGGGAAUGUCCUCUGGGGUCCUCUGCUGAAUGGUCUACGAUGCGUCGAUUGCGGCAAUACCUACCACGAAAAGUGUGCCGAGUCGGUGCCGAAGAACUGCACCAAAUAUAAGGCCGUCGAAGGAAAUCAACAAACGUUGGCUCGGAAUCAGGGUGACAACAGUAGCGUUACGUCCAGUGUGAACACAACCAAUACCACCAGUCAGCAUUACUACGAUCAGUUUAGCAGUAAUGUGGCGGACGAUAGGACCCAUGAAGGAUAUUUGUACAAACGAGGUGCGAUACUGAAGAACUGGAAGCAGCGGUGGUUCGUGCUGGACUCGCACAAACAUCAGCUGAGGUACUACGAUGCAAUGGAGGAUUGCAACUGUAAGGGAUUUAUCGAUUUGGCCGAAGUGCAAUCCGUGGCUCAAGCACCUACUCAAGCGGCACCGGUGCCCUCAAAGAAGAUUGACGAAAAGGCGUUCUUUGAUCUAAAAACUAGCCGUAGAACGUACAACUUCUACGCCGUCGACGCUUCCAGCGCUCAAGAAUGGAUCGAGAAGAUACAAGCUUGCCUGCAGUAAACGAAACACGAACUGCUCCUGAAAACUUUGAAUUUCCCAACGGAUUUCGAUCGACACAUACUCAUUGAUAGUACAUGUAUAGAGUAGCCACAUAUACAUACAUACAUACUUAGCCACAUUCGAGAUAACAAUGCACUUUCAAUUUUCGAAAUAGGUAUGCGCGCGCGAGACUAGCUAGAUGAACCAGUGAAAGUGUGUACGCUUCAUAUCAGUGCACGUGAAGAGAUGGAUUUAAGUUAGGAUAAUUGAAUGACUACUCACUCACUAUGAUUCGAGCUGUUCGAAUUUAGCAAAAAGAGUUCGGGAUGCGAUUAGCAAAAAAAAGAUGGAAAUCAAACGUGAGAAAAUGCAAGUAUUUAUCUGUGUACGUGUCACUAUUGUUACGCAACUGUUCUUUUCAUUUAUAACAGUAAAAUAAUGUUACACAUUUACGUGAUAGUUUUAAGGGCGACGAAAGAUGUGUCAUAAAAGGGACAUUCUCGAAUAGGUCAAACAGUUUAAUGGCAAAACCCCUUCCCCUCUCUCAGUGGAAAGAUUUAUACCAAAUGAUUUUGUUUCGUACUUCUGCAUUUUCUUUUAUAUUAUACUGUUGCGUUGUGCAUUUAUUUCCGUUCCAGGUGAGGUUACAUUCUUUUAGAAAGAACUCGUCAUUCUUCACUACCAAUUCAAUUGCUUACAAAUAUUUUUUUACGUUCGAUUUUCAUCAGUGCUUCUACCUUCAUUGUAUUAUAUGUGAACUUUUGAUCGUUUUACUCUCUACUUGUUUUAAGUGUUGAAACCGUUUCAUGUUCUAUUAGAGGAUAGGGUUAAGAGAAAGAGCUCAACUAUAAUUAUAUAAAUAUGGGGCAUGCACUCAAAGAACGGGGCGCACUCUCAGCUUCCAAGAAUAUCAAUUAAAUAAAGGUCUAAUCAUCAGUGUUUCGGAACUUCGACCGAACGUUUAAUGCAACUUGUUUUGAUUUCCUUUUGUUCGACUUCCAACCAACAAUCCGCCAUGUGAUAAACCGCUUUAUAUUUUACAA
Messenger RNA from Topomyia yanbarensis, 7119 nucleotides. It is a transcript of the gene Sbf, whose product is annotated as myotubularin-related protein 13. NCBI's taxonomy places the organism in Eukaryota, Metazoa, Arthropoda, Insecta, Diptera, Culicidae. The transcript is spliced from 8 exons. The record is from RefSeq and is a predicted model, not a curated record. The coding region runs from base 23 to 6097 and encodes 2024 amino acids.